Molecule: messenger RNA, 1785 nt
Organism: Lasiodiplodia theobromae
Lineage: Eukaryota; Fungi; Ascomycota; Dothideomycetes; Botryosphaeriales; Botryosphaeriaceae
Product: Poly polymerase pap
Exons: 7
Coding region: 1-1785 (594 amino acids)
Cellular component (GO): nucleus
Molecular function (GO): poly(A) RNA polymerase activity; RNA binding
Source: RefSeq, a predicted model, not a curated record
AUGGCCGGCCAAUCCGGCAGGCGCUGGGGCGUGACUGAUCCCAUUUCACGCGCGCCCCCAACCGAUGCUGAGCUGGCGCUGGAUGCUUCUCUUCUGGACGAGUUGCGCAGCCAGAAUACCUUUGAAGCGCCUGAGGAGACGGAGAAGAGGGGAGCCGCUCUCCAGACGCUGCAGAAGGCCGUCGAGGAGUUUGUUCGUCACGUUGGCCAUGUAAAGGGCCUUGCGCCCUCCGUUAUCGAGAACGCUGGCGGCAAGAUCUGCACCUUUGGCAGCUACCGCCUGGGUGUCUACGGUCCCGGCUCCGAUAUCGAUACCCUCGUUCUCGCACCCAAGCACGUCACUCGCGAUGACUUCUUUGCGCAUUUCAUCAACGUGCUCGAACGCGUUGCGCCCCCCGGUGCCAUCGAGAAGUUCUCACCCGUGCCUGAUGCCUUCACCCCGAUCAUCAAGAUGGAUUUCCUGGGGAUCGACAUCGACUUGAUCUUCGCUCGUCUCGCCAUUGCCUCGGUGCCCUUGGACCUCGAUUUGAAGGACAACAGCUUGCUUCGUGGUUUGGAUGAGACGGAUCUGCGUAGUGUGAACGGCACUCGUGUCACGGAUGAGGUGCUCUCUUUGGUCCCUCAGCCUAAGAUCUUCAGGCAGGUUACCAGAGCUGUCAAGCUAUGGGCGCAGCGCCGCGCCAUUUACGCGAAUAUUGUUGGAUUUCCGGGCGGUAUCGCUUGGGCUAUGAUGGUUGCGCGUAUCUGCCAGCUAUAUCCCAUGGCUUGUGCUGCUGUUGUCUUGGGCCGCUUCUUCUACCUCAUGAGCACAUGGCCUUGGCCUCGUCCAAUCAUGCUGAAGGAAAUCGAGGAUGGUCCUCUGCAAGUCCGUGUGUGGAAUCCUCAGAUCUACCCCGGUGACAAGCGCCAUCUGAUGCCCAUCAUCACUCCCGCCUACCCGUCGAUGUGUGCCACCCACAACAUCACACACUCCACGCAAAAGAUUAUCAAGCGCGAGCUGCUGCGUGCAAGCCAGAUCACCAGCGACAUCCUUUCGGAGAAGCGACGCUGGCGGGAUCUGUUCGAUAAGCACAGCUUCUUCACCAGCGACUUCAAGUACUACCUCAGCAUCGUCGCAGCGAGCCAUGACAAGGAGGCGCAGGACAACUGGAGCAGCUCGGUCGAGUCCAAGGUUCGCAAGCUCGUCGGCUUGAUUGAGCAGUCUCCAGCGGAGGACGUUGAGCUGGCCCAACCGUUCAACAAAGGCUUCAAGCGCGUUCAUCAUUGCAAGACGGAAGAGGAGAAGGAAGAAGUUCUGCAGGGUAGUGUGAAGUAUUCGGUCAAGACGGAUAUGACGAACGAGGCAAACGGCAUACUUCAGGACAUUGGCGCCGGAGGGGCUGCAGACAAACUCGACUUGUCCAACGGCGACACUAACGGCAAGGAAACCAAUGGCGACACGCCCAUCGCUGUCUACACGACUACGUUCUACAUUGGCAUUGAACUGAAGCCAGGUGCCAAGUCGCUCGACAUCUCUUACGCGGUCUCGGAAUUCAAACGCCUGUGCCAGGAAUGGGCUAACUACGACCAAAACUUGCAUUCCGUGCGCAUCGUGCACACGAGGAGCUACGAUCUCCCAGAUGAUUGCUUUGAGGCGGGCGAGAUAAAGCCGGUCAAGACCAAGAAGGUUAAAGCGACAAAGAAGCGUUCUCACCGCGAAGCCGGAAUGGAGGAACCCGGUUCACAGAAUUCCGCAAAGCGCCGCCACUCGUCGAAUGGAGAGGCGGUGGCAGCUCCGGCCGGCUGA